Neoarthrinium moseri is the source of this 3018-nucleotide messenger RNA. RefSeq lists its product as uncharacterized. The record is from RefSeq and is a predicted model, not a curated record. The transcript is spliced from 6 exons. Bases 1 to 3018 code for a protein of 1005 amino acids. NCBI's taxonomy places the organism in Eukaryota, Fungi, Ascomycota, Sordariomycetes, Amphisphaeriales, Apiosporaceae.
AUGUGUUGGCCAACAUUCCUCUUCCUAUGGUUCUCUGCAAUCAGUCUUGCCUUAUUGGAAGAGAGAUUCGUCGCUUUUGACAACUCAGCUGGAGCUGUUCCGAUUCACGAUGCGGCGAUUGUGUUUGCCUCCGAUGACACUGUCGGUGUUCGCAUAGCCGUCGACAGCAUUGUUGGGGACAUUGAGCAGAUUACUGGCAAACGACCUGCUGCAUUUGGAGUCACCGAAGAAAAUGCUACGGUGCCUAACUUUGGUCGAAAUAUCAUCAUUGCCGGCACACUCGAUUCAAGUCUGCUGAAAGGGCUUAUUCGAACUGGGAAGUUAGAGAUAUCUGACAUUAAAGGCAAAUGGGAAACAUUCAAAACGACUAUUAUCGAACAGCCCUGGACCGGGGUUGACAAGGGCUUGCUGAUAGCAGGAAGUGACAAGAGAGGGGUGAUGUUUGGCUUAUAUACGCUGGCUGAGCAGUGCGGGCAGUCGCCGCUUCAUUGGUGGGCUGAUGUGCCAGCCGAGAAGCACAAGGAGAUAUAUGCGCUACCGGUGACCACUAUUCAUGGCGAGCCUAGUGUCCGUUAUCGUGGGCUAUUUAUCAACGAUGAAGCACCAGCACUCACUGGUUGGUGGUCCAAGGUCAAUGGAGAGAAUCACUAUCCUCUCAAUACUGAGUUCUAUCGUCAUGUCUUUGACAUGCUUCUAAGACUGAAAGCCAACUUCAUGUGGCCUGCUAUGUGGAAGUCAUCCGUACCGAAGCCCGGCAAUGUCUUCUUUACUGAUGACCCAGGCAAUAUUCAGCUGGCAAAUGAUUACGGCAUUGUAAUCUCAACAAGCCACCAUGAGCCUAUGCAGAGGGCGACGAACGAAUGGAAUGAGACCAUGGUGGGUCCAUGGGACUGGGAAGAGAAUAAAGCAAACGUGACGGCCUUCAUGGAAGAUGGGAUUCGCCGCACUCGCAUGAAUGAAUCAUACUAUACCCUUGGUAUGCGUGGCCCAGGGGACGGUCCUAUCCAGGGAGAUGAUCCUAUCGGAGUCCUGGAAGACGUGUUUCAAACCCAGCAGGAAAUGUUUAGCAACUCCUACGGCAAUGCUUCUACAGUCAACAAGGUUUGGACGAUCUACAAGGAAGUUAUGACAUAUUACGCUGCAGGACUUACGCCCCCGGACGAUGUCACUCUCAUGUUCACCGACGACAACUGGGGAAACAUCCAGAGAUUACCGCUUGCAAACGAGACCACUCGAUCAGGCGGUAUAGGACUUUACUAUCACCUGGAAUACGUCGGUGUUCCAAAGUCAUAUAAGUGGCAGAACACAAAUAACCUGCCAAAAGUCUACAAGGAACUGUCGCAAGCGUACGAGCGUGGAGCUGACCGCAUCUGGGUGAUUAACGUUGCUGAUAUCAAACCCCUUGAGGUACCGUUCGGCUUUGUGAUGGACUUGGCUUGGAAUACGUCGAGCAUCUCUUUCGAAUCGAUACCAAGGUACCUGAACGCACUUGCCACGAGAGAAUUUGGUUCGGAACAAGCGGAGGAGAUCUCUUCGAUCAUCAUGGAGCAUAGUAGAUUGAUCGGAAGGCGCAAGUACGAAGCUACCCAGGCGAAAACAUAUUCCGUACUGCACUACAACGAGAAUGAGCGAGUAUUGUCUGAGUGGCGAUCAUUGGCCCAAAGGGUCUCGAGCGUGGCUGGCCUAAUACCCGGAGAUCGGAAAGAUGCCUUUUGGCAUCAUGUGCAGUACCCCGUCCAUUCUGGAUACACGUACCACGCUGUGGUGCUCGGGCUGGGGCGCAAUCAGCAGAUUGGCUUCGAGAAGCGUAAUUCCGCCAAUGCUGUUGCGUCGGAGGUGUUGCAACACUUCGAGUCGGACUUCGACCUCAUCGAACAGUAUGACUCCAUUGCUGGGGGCAAAUGGACGGGAAUCCUCGCGCAGCCCAAAUAUGACCAGUACGGCACCGCCAGUCGUGACUGGUCUGAGCCGACGAAAGAUGUAGUAACCGGGCUCUGGUACGUACAGCUGCGCCAGAACUCUACAUAUUCCUUUGGAAAUCUUGGGAUCUACGCCGAGGGGUGUGAGAGUGCGCAGAAUCAAGGUCGAAGUCUUCCGUCGGUAGAUGAGUCUGCACCAACAGGGCAGUCCGCCAGUCAACGCGCAUACGCACCCAUUUUGCCCAUAAUGGAUCCCUACGGAAAAGGCGUUUGGAAUGUUGACCUCUUUCAUCGUGGGGAUUACCGCGUUCCGAUUAAGUGGUCGACCGAAAUCCCUUUCGAUUGGAUCGUCGUGAGCCCAUCGUCUGGUGAAAUCUCACAGGCAGAGCUUGAGCAAAGACUCAACGUUUCCAUUAUAUGGGACAAAGUUCCUUCCGGAUUUCAAGAAGAGGUCAGCUUCAAGAUAAAUUACAACACAGUUCCUUGGUUUGAUCUUGUCCGCCUCCCAAUCGUCAACUACCAUGUACCUGACGGUUUCACUGGCUUUCCCGAGACCUCAGGCGUCAUAUCUAUCGAAAGUCCUCAUUUCCAGCGAGCAUCGGAAGGGGAUGUCAGCUUCGCGUCUAUUCCAUAUCUUGGAACUCGCAGUGACUCAGGGUCUUUGGCCCUCCGACCCUAUAAAGGUGCACGGGAUUCGAUCACAGCAGCCCAAGCAGCCUGGGUAGAAUACGACAUCUACCUCUACAACAAUUCUUUUCCACUCAAUGCUACCAUUUACGUCAACAGUGCCUUGGAUACUGACCCAACUCUGAAAAUGCAGUUCUCAUUAACACUAGACGCGAACGACACAGGCAUAGGCUGGACUCGGCUACUUGGAGACCCAGCCAAGCCCGGAGACACACCACCCGGAUGGUCGUCAACUGUCGCUGAUUAUGUAUGGACGAGGAACAUCACCUUUGGGAAUAUCACUGCUGGAAAACACACUUUGCGGUGGCAAGCCAACUCACCUGAGGUGUACUUGGAGAAGAUUGUUCUCAACACGCGGGGCGGGUUGAAGAGCAGCUACCUAGGCCCCUCAGAAACCACCUGGCUCCAGUAA